Messenger RNA from Sander lucioperca (pikeperch), 1967 nucleotides. RefSeq names its product DAZ associated protein 2 (gene dazap2). Lineage: Eukaryota; Metazoa; Chordata; Actinopteri; Perciformes; Percidae. The record is from RefSeq and is a predicted model, not a curated record. The transcript is spliced from 4 exons. Bases 235 to 741 code for a protein of 168 amino acids.
UCUCCAUUCACUGAACUCCUCCGUUUCUAACGGUAGGGGGCGCGCGCCUUUAAAACACCGAGUGCGUCGAACCACAGAUAGAGAACGACUGACGUCACCACUUCCACAACAACAAGAAGCUGAAAAACAAGGAAGUGAAUGAUUGUGAAGCCGUAACCUGUUAUAAGGCCGUGACAAGAUACGCAGAGCUCCGUUUAAUCAGAUAUUCCUCAGCCUCCGGAUCAAUCCAGAAAAAUGAACAACAAAGGUUCAUAUCAACAGCAGGCUGUGUACCCUCAGCAGAGCUCUGCACCUGUAUACCCCCCUGCUAUGCAAAUGUCUCCUCAGGCCCCUCCUUACACAGACACACCACCUGCAUAUUCUGAGAUAUACCAGCCCAGAUAUGUGCUUCCACAUCAGGUGCCCGGUCAGGUGGCGCAGAUGUCCUCUCACUACCCUGGUGCUCAGAUGUUUAUGCCCAUGCAACAUAUGCCUGUUGGGCAAAUGGGCCAGAAUGUCCCCAUGGCUUACUACCCCAUGGGAGCCAUGUACCCCCAUGGUUCAACAGUGAUGGUGGAUAGCAGCUAUGAUGCUGGUGCUCGCUUCACAGCAGGCAGCGGUGUUUCCAUUCCACCCCCACCUCCUGGACAUCCCCCCAAUGCAGCUCAGCUGGCUGCCAUGCAGGGUGCCAAUGUUGUAAUGGCACAGCGCAAGAAUAACUUCUUCCUGGGUGGAUCCAGUGGAGGUUAUACCAUCUGGUAACAGCAACUCCUCCUUCAUGCCUAAACCGUGUCCCCCGUCCCAAAUGAUGCCCCAGUUCUUUCCCCCCAUCCCCAUACGCCUCCCUCUUCAGGCUGCUUGGUCAUGCCACAAUACUGAUAUCACCUAACGGAAUGUAAUAUUUUAGAGCCCUUGUGAAAGGUACAGUACUCCACUUCUGACCUAGAGAUCAAAUGACGAAUGCUACUGCCUGAAGAGGACAAAUGCAACUUUUUAAUGUCGUAGAAUUCAUUCCAUAAUCCUCCAUUGGGUCUAACCUCUUUGGUCAUUCCAGAUUGGACCUCUUUCAGGCAUCUGUAGUUGUUCCAAGAGACCUGGUCUCAUUUGAUCGAAUGGAUCGCAAAUUACCUUGAGAUGUUCUUGUAUACCUGUAAAAGCUACGUAAAUGAAAUAUUGAAAUAUCAGACCCGCAUUAUAUAGUUUAGCUGCUUUAUGGUGAAAGUGAAAUGCAGUUAAAGUUGCAGUUAAAGCGCAAAAAAAAAAAAUUUCCAUUUGUCUUUUUUGAAAAACUUUUAAUGUAGUUAAAUUAGUAGAUGUGUAAUAGUUUCAUGUAAAUACCAGUAUGACCAUGAGAAAUUACAUCUCAACUAUACAAAAAAAGAAAAGAAGUAGCAUCUUGGAUGCUUUUAGCUAGAAUUGUCUUGUCCUUUGCACAGUAUCCAAAAUAUAACAGCAAAUUUGUUGUACAGUCUUAACAGAUUGUUACAUUUAAAUCACUUGUAAAUUUAGAUAAAUUAAACUGAAGCAAAUAAUUAAAGAAAAGAUUUCAUGCAAUAUCCAAAGUGGUUUACUGUACCUUGUUGGGCAAUUUGUAGAUGAACAUAGUCAAGUGCCAAAGAGCACUGGGGAUAGCCCGAAUUUAAAACAAAUUAACUUCAGUAAACUUAAAGGAAAGAAAUUUAAAGAAAAUCCAAAUAGUAAGUUGAAUGGGAAGCGGUGGUUGGUGUAACAUUUUAGCAUUUAGCAGUCUCCUGUUUUUAUUUCACAGUCGGAUACCCAGAGUUUAUACACUAAAUGUUUUAUUGUACAGACUUCAAGAACUAUCAUCCACUGUCUUUUUCUGUCUUUUCACACCGUAUCAUUUGGUAUCAUUAAACCAAUUUCUAAAGUAUUUAUUCACCGUAGGAAAAUGUCACCUUUGUGAUAGCAUUAGUUUCUUGUCAACGUUUUCAAAGGUUGAGGAGACUUUAAUAAAUAUUUCAGUGUUU